Molecule: messenger RNA, 4994 nt
Organism: Patella vulgata (common limpet)
Lineage: Eukaryota; Metazoa; Mollusca; Gastropoda; Patellidae
Product: THO complex subunit 2
Exons: 40
Coding region: 15-4523 (1502 amino acids)
Biological process (GO): mRNA processing; mRNA export from nucleus
Cellular component (GO): THO complex part of transcription export complex
Molecular function (GO): mRNA binding
Source: RefSeq, a predicted model, not a curated record
CCCAAUUGAGAAAAAUGGCGACGGUGUUUUUGUCCGCCGAUGCAUGCAAGACAUGGGAUAAGUCUGGAAAAGCAGACUUUGUAAAAGCAUGCAAGUCUCUUGGUGAAGAUAGUUUCUAUAGAAAAGAUACCAAAUCUGUACAGAGGGCAUUGUAUGAAUUAUGUUGGAGUGUGUUGAAAGGACAGCUCAAGCAAGACCAAUGUAUUUCUACCAUUGGGGAAAUCAACGACCAAAUGAAGGGAAUCGGUUCACUACUGGCUGACACGCUAGCUACAAUUGAUGUGGAAUGCAGUUGCUAUGACGACAAACAUCAACGUGAUCGCUUAAAUUCACUAUUGGCUUCCUGUAGUUCAAUUAUAACUGAGCCUGUAAUGAAAGAAAGAUUUGAUCAAGAGACAUUAGAGGUAGUAGGAAUCAUCCAAUCUAAACAACUGUUUCAACAAAAAUAUGUUAAAACAAAGACACGAUUAUACUAUAAACAACAGAAAUUUAAUUUAUUACGUGAAGAAAGUGAAGGUUAUUCAAAACUGGUAUCAGAGCUGAACCAGGAAAUAACUGAAAAAGUUACUCCUGUUCAAGUACUGGAAAAUAUUAAAUCACUUAUUGGUUGUUUUGAUCUAGAUCCUAAUAGGGUAUUAGAUAUUAUGUUAGAAGCGUUUGAAUGUAACUUAGAAUCAGAGUCUUUCUACAUUCCACUAUUACGAGCCUACAUGACCGACAAAUCUACACUUUGUCAAGUAAUGGGAUUCAGAUUCCAUUUUUAUGAGCCUACUCAGGGUAUAGAAACACCAACUUCCUUGUAUAAAGUAACUGCCUUGUUAUUAAAACAUGAACUGUUGAAUUUAAAUGAUUUGUAUCCACAUUUAUUACCAGAAGAUAGUGCUAUUUCUGACUUCCAUAAAACGGAGCUGAGUGAGGCUAGGAGUUAUGCUAAAAAAUUAAACUUGGUUAUUUUAUCUGAUAAAAAAGACGAUGAAAAAGAUAAAGAAGAUUUAACUAAAGUUGAUAUGCGUAUAAAUAAUCAGAAACUUGGAAUUUGUGAAGCUUUAUUGGAAAUUGGUGCAUGGGAUAAUGCUAAAUCAAUUCUAGAUAAAUUACCUGAAUUUUUCCCUGGUUCUCAUCCACCUAUAGCCAAAGCUUUGUGUUUAUUAAUACAUAAAGUUAUAGAACCUUUAUAUAGAAAAAAUACAACGUUACCUCCACAGUUGUGUAAGAAGAAAGUUGUUAUUGAUAAGUUAUGUAUAGAACCUGUCAAGACGUUCAGACGUUUACACCAUAUAGCCUUUCCUAUGUUGUAUUAUUUAGGACCACAUGCCUCCUUAGAUCCCGUUCUAUUCAUGAAACUUGUCCGACUUGGGAAAACAUUUAUGAAUAUGAGAAGUGAUGGUGGAGUUGGACCAGAAGAUGAAGUGGCUUAUUUUGGUUUUUUAAAUAUAUUAGAUAGUGUGAUAUUUCCCAGUCUAUCUUUAUUACCCUGUAAUUGUUGUAUAUCAGAAGAAUUGUGGGGUUUCCUUAAAUUAUAUCCAUAUGAAAUCAGAUAUAGGUUAUAUGGUCGAUGGAAGAAUGAAAUCUAUUCACAACAAGCCUGUUUAGUACGAGCUAGAGCUGAUUGUUUAGAAAGAGCCAAAUAUAUCAUGAAACGAUUAGCUAAAGAGAAUGUGAAGCAGUCUGGUCGACAGUUAGGAAAACUUUGUCAUAGUAAUCCUGCCAUUAUGUUUGAAUUUGUUUUAUCUCAAAUACAAAGAUAUGAUAAUUUUAUUGGACCUGUUGUUGACUGUUUAAAAUUUCUUACAUCCCUUUCAUAUGAUAUUCUUAGCUAUUGUAUUAUAGAAGCCGUAGCCAACCCUGAAAAAGAAAGAUUAAAAACCGAUGAUACUAACAUAUCAUUAUGGCUUCAAAGUCUUGCCAAUUUUGCUGGAAUGAUAUGUCGUAAAUAUACUGUUGAUCUCUCCGGCAUGAUGCAAUAUGUAGCUAAUCAGUUGAAAGCUGGAAAAAGUUUUGAUCUGUUAUUAUUACGAGAAAUUGUAACAAAGAUGGCUGGAAUAGAAGUAUCCGAAGAAGUAACCAAUGAUCAAUUAGAAGCUAUGUCAGGUGGAGAAUUACUCCGUCAAGAGGGUGGUUAUUUUUCUCAAGUAAGAAAUACCAAGAAAUCGUCAACAAGAUUAAAAGAUACUUUAUUAGAACAUGAUUUAGCGUUAUCAUUAUGUAUUCUAAUGGCUCAGCAAAGAGAUAGUGUUAUUUAUCAUGAAGAUCAAAAUAGACAUCUUAAACUAGUUGGAAAAUUAUAUGAUCAGUGUCAAGAUACACUCUGUCAGUUUGGUACAUUUCUAUCCAUGCAGUUGAGUACAGAAGAAUUUGUGAAACGAUUACCUUCCAUAGAUGUUUUAGUUUCUGAAUAUCACGUACCACCAGAUGCUGCCUUUUUCCUUACCAGACCUCAAUAUACACAUUUAAUCAGCGUUCGCUAUGAAGAACUCAGGAAGAUAGAUAAAUCGAAUAAGACAACUAGUCAGAACAAGACACAGAGAUAUAUAGAAGCUGCAGAAGAAGUUAUGAAACCUGCUGUAGAUACUGUUAGACAGAUCUAUGAACAGAAAAUAUGGGAUGAUCUCAGUCCACAAUUCUAUGCAACUUUCUGGUCACUUUCCAUGUAUGAUCUGUUCACUCCUAAACAAGCCUAUGAAAAACAAACUGCCGCACUGAAUAGUCAGAUAGCUGCUAUUGAAGAUAAUAGAGACAUGCCUCAUAGUAAGAAGAAGAAAGAAAAAGAAAGAUGUCAGAAUUUAAUCGAGAAAUUAAAAGAAGAGGAGAAACGUCAGAAUGAUCAUACAUCAAGAGUUUUAGCAAGAUUAAAGAAAUCUAAGGAUCAGUGGUUCCUAUCACGUGUAACAAAGAAUGAAGCUGUAACACAUUUUCUACAGUUAUGUGUGUUUCCUCGAUGUAUAUUUACUGCCAGUGAUGCUGUUUAUUGUUCAAAGUUUAUACAUGUUUUACAUCAACUGAAAACACCCAACUUUUCAACCCUUAUCUGUUAUGAUAGGAUAUUUUGUGAUAUUACAUAUUGUGUAACAAGUUGUACAGAAAAUGAAGCACAUCGUUACGGCAGAUUUCUGUGUACAACUUUAGACACUGUGAUGAAAUGGCAUAGUGAUAAAACAUCUUAUGAAAAGGAAUGUGCCACAUAUCCAGGUUUUGUAACAGUAUUUAGAAAGGGUACAGACAGCAGUAAUAAAGCUGAUCAGUUAGAUUUUGAGAACUACAGACAUGUUUGUCACAAGUGGCAUUUCCGAAUAACUAAGUCAAUGGUUUCUAGCCUGGAAUCUGGAAAUUAUAUACAAAUUAGAAACUCACUCAUUGUACUCACAAGAAUUUUACCCCACUACCCUAGAAUAUUACAGUUCUGUCAAGCUUUAGAGAGACGUGUUGAUAGACUUGGUAAAGAAGAAAAAGAAAAGCGACCAGAUUUAUAUGCUCUAGCCCUGGGAUAUGCUGGUCAAUUGAAGAAUAAGAAAUCUACAUGGAUACCAGAACAUGAAUUCCAUAUCAAAGAUAAGGAGGCUCCAAAAUCUAAGAUAUCAAGUAAUGGUGUUUCAAAAUCUGAUGUUAAAAAUGGUGUAAAGAAUUCAUCCAAGACAUCAGAUGUAGAUGGUGAAAAAGGAAAAGAAAAUAAGGAGGUUAGAGAAAAGGUAGAUAAGUCUAAUGAUAAGAAAGUGAAACUUGAUAAACCAUCUGAGAAACGUGAAAAGAAAAUAAAGGAUGAAAGAGAAACAAAAACAUCAUCAGAUGGAUUAGUUGAAUCAAGUGCCAAAUCUAGAGAUCGCUCACCUAAAGAGAAAUCCGACGGGAACAAAGAGAGCAAGAGCAAAGAGGAUAAAAUAUCCAAGGAUGAGGCUAAAAAGAAAGAGAUGAGAAGGGAAGAGAAGGCCAAGUUAAAAGAAGAGAAGCGACGUGAAAAGGAAGAGAGGAGAGAAGAAAGACGUGAAGAAAGAAAACGUAGAAGUGCUAGUAGAGAACGGGAGAAGGGUGUAGAGGAAAGAUCGUCCAGUGUUCAGUCUAAUGGUAGUCAUGGAUCUCAUCGUAGAAGUGCUUCACCUAGACAUGCUGAGGAAAGAGACGUGAAGAGAAGAAAAGUGGAUCUGGAUAAAUCUGGUUCUAAGGACGCUGUUCCAGAAAACAAGAUUAAAUAUAAAAGGAGUCCAUCAACAGAAAGAGAACGAGAAAAGAAAGAAAGAAAAAGGGAACUUUCACAAGAUAGAGAUACAGAAGCAAAGAAAAGAAGAAGUGAAGAGGGACAUUCUCGAUUUGUUUGCAUCCAAAUUCCAGGAUCGAAAAUCAAUGGUGAACCAGAAGUGAUCAGGAAACGAAGUGAAAGCAGUGACAGAGCAAGAGAUAGGUUUGAUUAUGAAAUUACUGCUAAAAGAACUGUUGCUAGAAAGACUGCCUCUUUUGAUGCCGAAGAGUCUCCUAAAUCAAAGAAAAAAGAAAAGGAAAAAGACAAAGUAUCAAAGAAAGUCAAGAAAUAAAGAAGAGGUGUUAAUCAAAUUCUCAGACAAGAUCAAACUCAGUAUAAAAUGUAAAUAAAUUAAUAAUAAUUGUACAUAAUGAUUCUGUAUCAUAUCAUUGGAAAAAAAAUAUUGUGUACAUAACAAUCAUUUACAAUAUCAGAUGGCAAAGAAAUCGUGCUAUUUUUAAUAACACCCAUUUUUUUUUGUCUGUUUAGUAGUUUCUGCAAAAUCUGCUGACAUCUUGAGUUUGUUUUUACAAUACAGUACAUAUAUUAUGUACAGAUGAUAAAAUUUGAUUUUAGUUACAAACUUGCCUUUAUUAAAUUUGAAAAUCUAGUGCUAUAGAUUAAAUCUUAUUUCUUAAGUAGAGGUAUAUCACAUAGUUAUUUGGUUACAAUAUAUUGAAGAACACAGCAGUUUUUAUAAACAUAAGAUGAACAUAUUUCAAGAUUCACUUACUACAAAAAAUAAAAUUAUAUUUUAAAACAA